ACAGACUUAUUAAAGCAAGUGCUCAAUUCUGUCCUUCAAGUCAUUAAAGAUAUACUAAGACAGACCCAAAGCAAGCAUCCCCUGGGGAAACAAUUGCUUCCACCUCCCACUCGGACCAGUCAGUACACACAAAAUCUGCUUCUGUCAUAUCAUCUGAUUCAGUCUCCACCUCCACAGACAACUUUUCUCCAGAUCUCAAGAUCCUUUGACAAACGAAAAAUGGCUACUGUAGACAAGAAGGACACCCUUCCCACCCAUACACUCACACUAUCAGAUGUCAGUAAAGUAUUACUGGCCCUGAGGGAAACUAAUAAAUUGGCUGAAAUGGAAGAACCUCCUUUGCUGCCAGGAGAAACCAUUAAGGACAUGGCCAAAGAUGUAACUUACAUCUGCCCUUUCACUGGAGCUAUAAGAGGAACCCUGACAGUUACAAAUUACCGGCUGUAUUUCAAAAGCAUGGAAAGGGUGAGAUUUGACCCUCCAUUUGUCCUGGAUGCUUCUUUAGGUGUGAUCAACCGAGUAGAGAAAAUUGGAGGUGCUUCCAGCCGUGGGGAGAAUUCUUAUGGACUGGAGAUAGUAUGCAAGGAUAUUCGAAACCUACGGUUUGCUCAUAAACCGGAGGGACGAACUAGACGAUCCAUAUUUGAGAACCUAAUGAAAUAUGCCUUUCCGGUAUCCAAUAAUUUGCCUCUUUUUGCAUUUGAAUACAACGAGGUGUUUCCAGAAAACGGAUGGAAGGUAUUUGACCCUGUUUUGGAGUACAGAAGACAGGGAAUUCCCAACGAAAGCUGGAGAGUGACCAAGAUAAAUGAACGCUAUGAGCUGUGUGAUACGUAUCCUGCCACUCUUGUUGUGCCUGUAAAUAUUCCAGACGAGGAAUUGAAGAGAGUGGCAUCUUUUAGAUCCAGGGGUCGCAUACCAGUAUUGUCGUGGAUUCAUCCAGAAAGUCAAGCUACAAUCACACGCUGCAGCCAGCCGAUGGUUGGAGUGAGCGGGAAGCGAAGCAAAGAUGAUGAAAAGUAUCUUCAGUCCAUCAUGGAUUCCAACGCCCAGUCCCAUAAGAUUUUCAUAUUUGAUGCAAGGCCUAGUGUUAAUGCUGUUGCCAAUAAGGCUAAAGGAGGAGGCUAUGAAAGUGAGGAUGCCUAUCAGAAUGCAGAAUUAGUCUUCCUGGACAUUCACAACAUUCAUGUUAUGAGAGAAUCAUUGAGAAAACUGAAGGAGAUUGUAUAUCCUAACAUUGAGGAGACUCAUUGGUUAUCCAACCUGGAAUCAACUCAUUGGUUAGAACAUAUUAAGCUAAUUCUUGCUGGAGCCCUUCGGAUUGCUGAUAAGGUGGAAUCGGGGAAGACAUCCGUGGUUGUGCACUGCAGUGACGGCUGGGACCGAACAGCCCAGCUCACUUCUCUGUCCAUGCUCAUGCUGGAUGGCUAUUAUCGAACGAUAAGGGGAUUUGAAGUACUUGUGGAGAAGGAAUGGCUGAGUUUUGGGCACAGAUUUCAGCUGAGAAUUGGCCAUGGAGAUAAGAAUCAUGCAGAUGCUGACAGAUCUCCUGUUUUCCUCCAGUUCAUUGACUGUGUCUGGCAAAUGACAAGACAGUUUCCUACAGCCUUUGAAUUCAAUGAGUACUUCCUGAUAACCAUUCUGGACCACCUGUACAGCUGUUUGUUUGGAACAUUCCUGUGUAGCAGUGAGCAGCAGAGGGUGAAAGAGAGCCUUCCAAAAAAGACUGUGUCGCUGUGGUCCUACAUCAAUAGCCAACUUGAAGACUUUACAAACCCCUUGUUCGGGAGCUACACCAACCAUGUGUUGUAUCCAGUAGCCAGCAUGCGCCAUCUAGAGCUUUGGGUGGGAUAUUACAUCAGAUGGAAUCCAAGGAUGAAACCACAGGAGCCUGUUCACAAUCGAUACAAAGAACUUCUUGCAAAGCGGGCCGAGCUGCAGAAGAAGGUGGAGGAGCUCCAGAGAGAAAUAACUAACCGAUCAACCUCCUCCUCCGAGAGAGCUGGCUCUCCUGCCCAAUGUGUGGCUCCUGUGCAGACAGUUGUAUAAUGACUUUUCUAUUAAGUACUUUCCAGGACCAUGAUACAAGAGCAGCUUUUCUAGCAGGAAACCCUCUGAAGUUAAAACCUGGUGUCUAGGAGAUGCCAAUUUAUUUAUUAUAUUUCUUUCCAGGGUUAUUUAUUAGUACUGUAAUAUUAAUGGAAACUUAAGCAAAAUCAUGCCCCCUAUGCAAUUAGUUUUCUUAGUGGCUAGAUUACUAUAAAACUACAAAUUGCACCAAAAACAAGAUGCAGAGCUCUUGUUCACGUAUCUGUUAGAAACCACGUCGCUUUCAGUGAGGGACAGUGCAUUGGAAGGAACGUUUAUAUAGGAAAAGUGUCUACACAGGAGAAGUCUGACAAGUCUCCAUUUUGCUGGAACAGAUACAGACUAAAGAGGGAACAAGCAUAAUUCUUAUCGGUUUCAAAGUCUGGACUGCAGCUGUGAACAAUUGGACUUCUCAGUGUCAGUUUACAUGCAAAAAUGUCAAAACUGAAAUGUUGCCAACAUAUGAAAUUCCAAGAGAACCCUAAACAGUUUCCUAUUGACUAAUUUGUUCUUUCCCAUCACAUAGGAAGCUGGACCAUGUAUUUAGGCUUUGCUUUUGUCUAGAGGUAUGCAAGAACUUAAAUCAAUGUCAGCUUCUUUUUAAGAUAUAUUCCUAAUAAAGCAAAGUGAUACCUUAUCUACAGGAAAGGCAUCUUCAACCAGGAGGGUAUGGGAGUAGAUGAAUUACCACUAUCCCUCAAGUUGUCCUUUUUAGGACAGAGUUUAUCUUCAGGUAUCAUACAUUAUUUACAUCAGUUAAUUCCAUUAAACUAAUAUUAAACCACUUCUAUAAAGGAUGGGGCAGGAGACAACUCCCCUGUAGUUUCUGCAGCUAUUUCUUUCCCAUGCCUCAUACCCAAGAGGUGACAAAUGCAACACAUACUGGAAUCAGUUGAGUUUCAUUUUGCUUAGGUAAGUGUAAACUGUUAUUUGAUGCUUUGGUGCAGGAUCAUGGUGAUGUGUUCAUAAUUCAUGCUGUAUUUUAUUUUUCUGUUUACUGAUUGACCAAAGAAAACCUUCCGCAUGUAUUACAAUCACACUGUAAAGUGAAUGGUCAGUUGGCUGAGUUGUUUAGUCUGCUAAAGUAAUAUUUUAGCACUUGCUUAAACAUGUUUUAUUCUGAGAGGGAGAGUAUAGUGCAUUUAGGAGCCCUGUUACCUGCACAGUGGUCAAUUAAACUUUAUCCAAAAUCAA
Messenger RNA from Gavialis gangeticus (Gharial), 3282 nucleotides. It is a transcript of the gene MTMR2, whose product is annotated as myotubularin related protein 2. Bases 220 to 2049 code for a protein of 609 amino acids. Lineage: Eukaryota; Metazoa; Chordata; Crocodylia; Gavialidae. The transcript has 17 exons. Gene Ontology annotation, biological process: dephosphorylation. Gene Ontology annotation, molecular function: phosphatidylinositol-3,5-bisphosphate 3-phosphatase activity. The record is from RefSeq and is a predicted model, not a curated record.